This is a messenger RNA of Phytophthora nicotianae INRA-310, 120 nucleotides long. RefSeq lists its product as hypothetical. The record is from RefSeq and is a predicted model, not a curated record. Lineage: Eukaryota; Oomycota; Peronosporomycetes; Peronosporales; Peronosporaceae. Bases 1 to 120 code for a protein of 39 amino acids. The transcript has 2 exons.
AUGAGUCACCGCUUCGGCUGCUUCGGCGGCCAUGUUUACGCUGUUCAAAAGAAGGCCUGGAUGGACAAACGGGUGUGGGCUUUCUACCUGCGUUCGCUCCUCCACGACUACAUUUCCUAG